Messenger RNA from Morchella sextelata, 1374 nucleotides. RefSeq lists its product as uncharacterized. The transcript has 4 exons. Gene Ontology annotation, cellular component: mitochondrion; membrane. NCBI's taxonomy places the organism in Eukaryota, Fungi, Ascomycota, Pezizomycetes, Pezizales, Morchellaceae. Bases 1 to 1374 code for a protein of 457 amino acids. Gene Ontology annotation, biological process: mitochondrial respiratory chain complex I assembly. The record is from RefSeq and is a predicted model, not a curated record.
AUGGCCUCAAGAGUCCUCUACCGGUCAUUCCACCCCCUCAUGCGGAGCGCUCGCUCGCCCAUCCUCUCCAGCGCCCGUCCGAACCCAACCCUCCUUCUCCGGCGCUCGGUGCCGAAAGUCCGAUUCAACAGCAGCAACAGCAUCAACACUACCGCUGCGCCGGCACCGUCGCUGUCGCAGCGCCUCAAAGCGCUUUCGAAGGAGUACGGAUACUCGGCGCUCGGCGUGUACCUGGCGUUGUCUGCGCUCGAUUUCCCAUUCUGUUUCCUGGCGGUGAGGUAUCUGGGGACUGAGCGGAUUGGGCACUGGGAGGAGGCGGCGGUUGGGUUCGUGAAGCCGUAUUGGACGGCGCUGAGACAUAGUGUGGGGUUUCCCGCGGCGGAGAAGGUGAAGGGGGAGGAGGAGCCUGGCAGGUGGGAUGAGGUGGAGGGUGCGGAGAGGGAGGUCGAGAGGAGUGCUAGUCUCUGGACAGAGCUGGCACUCGCAUACGCGAUCCACAAAUCCUUCAUCUUCAUCCGAGUCCCGUUAACUGCGGCUCUUACUCCAAGGGUUGUCAAGGUGCUCAGAGGCUGGGGAUGGGAUAUUGGCAAGAAGGGAAAGCCAAAGAUCGGAAAGAUCCCUGAUGUCGGCGACCACAACCGGAAACAUCAUAAAGCGCGUAUGGUACACCUUCAAGUCCUACCGUCUGCCCUGGCGCAGGCAGACAUUCAUCGGUCCUCCUCCUACUCCUCCAAUUCUACUUCUCUAUCAAGUGGAUAUAGACGUAUAGGAAGUAGUGCUGAUAUGGACUCCGUAAAAAUAGGCAUGGACCUCGACGGAAACACAUACUGGGAAAUGAACGACAAGCUCAACCGCGGGCGCCCCCGACGCAUGGUAAAAUACAAAGACCACCAGCAGGACUACGUCGACUACAAACUCACCCCCCAAUGGCAUCAAUGGCUGCGCGCAACCCGCACCGACCCACCCACAAUCUCCGAGCUCGAGGGCGACAUCGUGCGCAUCCAGCAGCUGAAAGUCAAUGCCGCACUUGCCGACGCCCGCUGGGCAGCGAAGCCCUCACUACUCAAUGUUGGGCCACACCCGCCGCCGGAGAGCGUGCUGGAGAGUAAUACGAAGUUUGCGGGCGACAGUGGGAUGAUGAAGGAUCAGACGCUGGGGCGGGGCGAGGUGGGCUCGGAUCUGGGCGGGAAGAACGCGGAGAGAAAGACUGUGGAGGGGGGGAGUACGGCUGGGAGGGCGCAUGGGAGUGGUGUUAAGGGUGGAGAUGAAGGAAAGGGUGGGGUGGUGAAGGAGAGAGAUCCAUGGAAAAAUGCGGACAAUAGAACGGGGGGGUUUAUGCCUGGGGAAUGGAUUCCGAAUAAGGUGCGCAGGUAG